GAAGAGGGAAUCCAUCGUUUUAGAUCACCCACCGCACAGAUCGCAAAGCGAUGCAAACUCCAUCGUUCAUCCUCUGCACAUCUCUCAAAGCAACCAGUGGAUGAUCCAACGGUGGAUUCGAUCUCACUUUAAUCUUUUUUUACUCGUAUCGAUGCGGCCGUCCCCAAAUAAGUCCCCCGUAAGGACCAUCACUGCUCCAUCAUCUAGAGCGCCUCCUCCCCAAUCUGCCGCUCGUUCCGUGGACCCUUACGAUGGACCCGACCGGCCACCCUCCGCACAACCCCCGCUUCGGCUCGAUCCCCCCCAACCCUCGCGGCGUCGUCGGUGCCGCCGCCGGCCACCGGCGAGCCUACUCCGAGACGUUCCUUCCCCUCCCCGACGACCUCCUCUUCGACUCUGACCCCGACUUCGGCAUCUCCGACAUCGAGUUCCCCUCCCUUUCAGAUGACAGCCUCUCCGCAGGUGGCGGCCCACCGCCGGUCGACUCAGGGAGGUCGGAUCCGCCGGCGGUGGAGCAGGGGAGGGUGGGAAGGCCCGCAGGGGGUAAUCACCUCAGGAGCCUCUCUGUUGAUGCCGCGUUCUUCGAGGGGCUGGCGUUACAGGGGCCGCCCCCUAGCAGCAGUGGCGGCGGGGUGCAGGACAGGAGAGGCCUCCACCGGCGGAGCGGAUCGAUGGACGGGGCUACGUCGCUGUUCGAGAGGGACUCGGCGCCGGCGUCGUCGGAUCACGCGAAGAAAGCAGUGGCGACAGACAAGCUCGCUGAUCUGGCCCUGAUCGACCCCAAAAGAGCAAAAAGGAUUCUUGCAAAUAGGCAAUCUGCUGCCAGGUCAAAGGAGAGGAAGAUUCGGUACACCAGCGAACUUGAGCGGAAGGUUCAGACACUUCAGACAGAGGCAACCACUCUCUCAGCACAGCUUACUCUUUUGCAGAGAGACACUACUGGUUUGACAACAGAGAACAGAGAACUCAAGUUGCGAUUGCAGGCUAUGGAGCAACAGGCUCAUCUUCGUGAUGCUCUGAACGAGGCUCUGAGGGAGGAAGUGCAAAGGCUUAAGAUAGCAACUGGACAGCUUCCAAAUAUCAACGGAAAUCGCUUCAAUUGGGGACUUCAGCAGAAUGUGCCCCCCUAUCACCAAAGCGGACAUCAGGCUCAGCAUCGUCGAUCUUCAUCUCAGAGUUCUUCAAAUGGCCAAUCAAUGAGCAGUCCAUCUCUCAAUGACCAAAUGGACUUCAUGUGAGGGCAUAAUCGAUCACCAGCUACAGUUGCUGCUAUCUCCGGAUGAAAUUCAGCUAAGGUGAAGCAUAGUUCUUGUAUAUUAAUGCAUGUCUUCUAGGGAAUUGUUGUUCUUUGUAUGUUAAUUAUAACAAUAUUUGUAUCCAAGAUCCUUGACUGGAAGUAUAUUUUAAAAAAAUCAGUUUGAUAUUUCGGUGCUUA
This is a messenger RNA of Phoenix dactylifera (date palm), 1435 nucleotides long. RefSeq names its product transcription factor VIP1. Gene Ontology annotation, molecular function: DNA-binding transcription factor activity. The record is from RefSeq and is a predicted model, not a curated record. NCBI's taxonomy places the organism in Eukaryota, Viridiplantae, Streptophyta, Magnoliopsida, Arecales, Arecaceae. Gene Ontology annotation, biological process: regulation of DNA-templated transcription. Gene Ontology annotation, cellular component: nucleus.